This is a messenger RNA of Hemicordylus capensis (graceful crag lizard), 9379 nucleotides long. It is a transcript of the gene MED13L, whose product is annotated as mediator complex subunit 13L. Gene Ontology annotation, cellular component: mediator complex. The record is from RefSeq and is a predicted model, not a curated record. Lineage: Eukaryota; Metazoa; Chordata; Lepidosauria; Squamata; Cordylidae. Gene Ontology annotation, biological process: regulation of transcription by RNA polymerase II. The transcript is spliced from 31 exons. Bases 74 to 6730 code for a protein of 2218 amino acids. Gene Ontology annotation, molecular function: transcription coregulator activity.
CAUCCCCAUCGCCUUCCUCCUCCUCCUCGUCAGACAUGCCCCGCUCUGGAGGCCGGGCUCGCCGAGGAGGAUCAUGACUGCGGCGGCGAACGGGGCGAGCCUGGAGGACUGUCACUCCAACCUCUUCUCCCUGGCGGAACUCACAGGCAUCAAGUGGCGUAGGUAUAACUUCCAAGGCCAUGGAGACUGUGGCCCUAUUAUCUCAGCCCCUGCUCAAGAUGAUCCAAUUCUUCUGAGCUUCAUCCGCUGUCUGCAGGCCAAUCUGCUGUGUGUCUGGCGCCGUGAUGUCAAACCAGAUUGCAAGGAGUUAUGGAUAUUCUGGUGGGGAGAUGAACCAAACUUAGUAGAUGUGAUACAUCGUGAAUUGCAGAUGGUAGAAGAAGGCCUUUGGGAGAAUGGACUUUCCUAUGAAUGCAGGACGCUGCUUUUCAAGGCAAUCCACAGCCUGCUGGAAAGAUGCCUGAUGGAUAAGAACUUUGUAAGGAUUGGGAAGUGGUUCAUCCGACCAUAUGAGAAAGAUGAAAAGCCCAUUAACAAAAGUGAGCAUUUGUCCUGCGCCUUCACGUUUUUCCUGCAUGGAGAAAGUAAUGUGUGCACCAGUGUGGAGAUCGCCCAGCACCAGCCUAUCUAUCUGAUCAGUGAGGAGCAUCUCCAUAUGGCCCAGUCCUCCCCCACGCCAUUCCAAGUGCUGAUCAGCCCUUAUGGUCUAAGCGGUACUCUGACGGGCCAGGCAUAUAAGAUGUCAGACCCAGCAACCCGUAAGCUAAUCGAGGAGUGGCAGUAUUUUUACCCCAUGGUGCUGAAGAAGAAAGAGAGUUUGAAAGAGGAAGAAGAACUGGGAUAUGACGACGACUUUCCUGUGGCGGUUGAAGUCAUCGUUGGUGGGGUCCGAAUGGUGUAUCCUUCAGCUUUUGUUCUUAUUUCUCAAAACGACAUUCCUGUGUCUCAGAGCACCUCCACACCAGGAGGCCACAAUAGUGUGGCACAGCCAGGAGCUGGAAGCCUGAAAGAUCCCAGCAGCUGUGGAAUGUUACUCACACCACCCACCUCUCCAGAGCAGACUGUCAUAGGUGAAAGUGGAGGCAUUCCCAGCACGGCCAGUCACCCAGCAGCACCAGAUGGCAUGGUCACUGUGCAAAGUCCAAAGAAAUCAGGGAAGAUUCCUCCAAAAUUCCAGAAUCGCAUGGUCCACAGAGUGUGGAAGGAGUGCAUCCUCAAUAGGCCACAGUCCAAGAGGAAUCAAGUUACUGCAGCAAACGUGGAGGAAGAAGCUUCUACCAACAGUGUUUCUUGGGAUUUUGUUGAUCCAGUCCAAAGAGUCUGCUGUUCUUGCUCCCGGCACAAGCUGCUCAAGCAACGCUGUGCUGUGGGUUCCAGUCGUCCGCCAACGAUAUCGCAGCCAGGGUUUGGUGUGGGUUCUUCCUCCACCUCUUCCUCCUCCUCCUUGCCACCUCCUGCCUCUAAGCACAAAACCACAGAGAGGCAAGAGAAAUCGGAAAAACUGCAGAAGAGGUCUCUGCUGCCAUUUCACCACCGUCCCUCGAUCACAGAAGAGCUUUGUAUGGAGCAGGACCCGUCAGGACCGAAGCUGGCCUUGUCAGGAAUGGAGCCCUCCUUGGAAGCCCCGAAUAGCCGGAAGUAUGAGAAGCCGCUAUCUCUGCCCCCGAGACACCCCAGCAAGCAAACCAAUUUGAAUCCUAUGGAUUCCCCCCACUCCCCCACAUCCCCUCUGCCUCCCACGCUUAGUCCCCAACCAAGAGGACAGGAAGGGGACAGUCUCGACCCGCCGUCCGUCCCUGUGAAUCCAGCCCUGUACAGCAAUGGGUUGGAGCUCCAGCCGAUGGCCAACCCAGAGGACAGGACGGUUCUGGUCAGCCAGAGGCUGCCUCUGAUGACAGAAGUCAGCGAGACGGCCUUAUAUUGCGGGAUCAUCCACAGCCAAGAGUCGGCAAACCGAUGGCAGGGAUAUACACUUCCUUCCAACAGCGAUCCCGACUUCAGGCCCCCAGAGCUCCGGUGUGAGAGAGACGACCCCAAGAUGGAUGCUGCCUCCGAAAGCACUGCACUGAAAAGGCUCUUAGCACAACCUAAUAAGCGAUUUAAGAUCUUGGAAGAAAGCCCCCCACUGCCAGCUCUGAACUAUCUUGACCCCUUAUCUCUAAUACAACAGCCUGGCGAAUGUUUGGGAGAUGUCACUGAUCCUUACACAUUUCAGGAUGGCGACAUCAAAUACAGCUUCACUGGCACUAAAAAAUGCAAACUUGGGACUGAGAGAGACUCUCUGAAGAAGAAGUCAGAAGAUGGAACCGUAACUAAGGAGAUUUCUGCGACAGGUCAUUCCACCACAAUGCCAGAUGGGAAAGAUGCAAUGUCCAUUUUCAGUUCUGCUCCCAAAACAGACACACGGCAAGACAAUGCUGCAGGCCGCGCUGGUUCUGGGAGCCUCACACAAGUCACAGAUUUGGCCCCAUCACUACAUGAUCUAGACAACCUCUUUGAUAAUUCUGAUGAAGAUGAGCCCGGGGCUGUCUCACCGGCCCUACGGUCGUCAAAGAUGCCUGCUGUGGGGACAGAAGAGCGCCCUCUGGGCAAGGAUGGCCGAACAGCAGUCCCUUACCCCCCAACUGUGGCAGAUCUGCAGAGGAUGUUUCCCACACCGCCUUCCUUGGAGCAACAUCCGGCUUUCUCCCCUGUGAUGAGCUACAAAGAUGGCAUCAGUUCAGAGACGGCAACUACUCUGGGGAUGAUGGAAAGUCCCGUGGUCAACAUGGUUACAACUCAACUCACAGAAUUCAAAAUGGAGGUGGAAGAUGGAUUAGGCAGCCCCAAGCCAGAAGAAAUAAAAGAUUUCUCCUUUGUGCACAAAGUUUCGACCUUUCAACCCUUUAUGGGUUCCUCUGUGUUUGCUCCUUUGAAGAUGCUACCAAGCCAUUGCCUGCUACCUCUGAAGAUACCAGAGGCCUGCAUCUAUCGGCCGUCCUGGGCUAUUCCUCCAAAAAUCGAACAACUGCCCUUACCGCCUGCAGCUGCUUUCAUCAGAGAUGGUUACAACAACGUGCCCAGUGUCGGGAGCCUGGCCGAUCAGGACUACUUGCAGAUGAACACUCCCCAGAUGAGCACUCCGGUGACUCUCAACAGUGCCGCCCCAGCCAGCAACAGCGGGGCCGGGGUCCUGCCUUCCCCAGCCACCCCCCGGUUCUCCGUCCCCACGCCGCGCACGCCCAGGACUCCAAGGACUCCUCGAGGUGGAGGCACUGCCAGCGGGCAGGGGUCUGUGAAAUACGACAGCACAGACCAAGGGUCGCCGGCCUCUACGCCCUCCACCACCCGGCCCCUCAACUCGGUGGAGCCGGCCACGGUCCAGCCCAUUCUGGAAGCCCACAGUCUGUACGUCACCCUCAUCCUCUCGGACUCUGUGCUGAACAUCUUUAAGGACAGCAACUUCGACAGCUGCUGCAUCUGUGCUUGCAACAUGAAUAUCAAGGGUGCCGACGUCGGGCUGUACAUCCCGGAUUCCUCGAACGAGGACCAGUAUCGGUGCACGUGUGGGUUUAGUGCAAUUAUGAACCGCAAGCUAGGGUACAACUCGGGGCUCUUUAUUGAGGACGAGUUGGAUAUCUUUGGCAGGACGUCAGACAUUGGCCAAGUGGCAGAGAGGAGGCUGCUGAUGUGUCAGACCACCUUAUUGGCUCCGCUUGGAGAGGGGGCCCGGCGGGUCCAAGAGCCGCCCAUGAGCCUCCUGCUCCUCCUCCAGAAUCAGCACACCCAGCCUUUCACCUCCUUGAGCUUCUUGGACUCCAUGUCUGCCUGUAGCCGGCAGGCCCUCCCUUACACGAACUGGAGCUACGACCGAAUCCAGGCGGAAAGCAACGACUCCUGGAUCGAGUGUUUCAACGCUCUGGAGCAAGGCAGGCAGUAUGUGGACAACCCGACUGGCGGCAAGGUGGACGAAGCCCUCGUUCGAAGUGCCACCGUGCACUCCUGGCCGCACAGCAAUGUUCUGGACAUUAGCAUGCUGUCCUCCCAGGACGUGGUGCGAAUGCUCCUCUCCCUCCAGCCCUUCCUUCAGGACGCCAUCCAGAAAAAGCGGACUGGCCGGACCUGGGAGAACAUCCAGCACGUUCAAGGACCCCUCACCUGGCAGCAGUUCCAUAAAAUGGCCGGACGGGGGACCUACGGUUCAGAGGAGUCCCCGGAGCCCCUUCCAAUCCCGACGUUGCUGGUUGGCUACGACAAGGACUUCCUGACAAUCUCUCCGUUCUCCUUGCCGUUCUGGGAGAGGCUGCUGCUGGACCCGUAUGGGGGCCAUCGGGAUGUUGCCUAUAUUGUGGUGUGUCCAGAAAAUGAGGCCAUGCUUGAUGGAGCCAAAACUUUCUUCAGGGACUUGAGCGCUGUAUACGAGAUGUGUCGGCUUGGCCAGCAUAAACCGAUCUGCAAAGUGCUGCAUGAUGGGAUCAUGCGAGUGGGGAAGACGGUGGCCCAGAAACUGACGAAUGAGCUUGUGAGCGACUGGUUUAAUCCACCCUGGGGCAAUGAAGACUGUGACAAUCAUUCCAGGCUCAAACUUUAUGCGCAAGUCUGUCGCCACCACCUAGCACCUUACUUAGCCACUUUGCAACUUGAUAGCAGCCUGCUGGCGCCGGCCAAACACCAGACUGCACCGCCUGUGCCAUUGAGCCAAGAACAAACUCUGCCUGGGAGCGCAACAUCGAUUCCCCCCGGCUCUGCCUGUCUUGCUGCACCUGGGGUUCCCCCGGCGGGCAACUCGUUCACUUCCACCCCCAACGGCGGGGCCACGAACCUCCCGCCAGGCAACAGUUCGGCCUCAGGAUCCGCAGUGCCACAGCUCCCCGCUGCCUCUGCCGCCGCCUCAGCACCCAGUAUUAACCAGACAAGCACUACCUCCUCUUCAGGGUUCAGUGGUGGCCCGCCUCAGGCCCCAAACCCGGCUCCUGGGGCCAGUUCCACAGAGAGACCCCAAGGAAGCUCAGUCUCCGCAGGAGACGCAGAGACCGGACACAACUCAUCUCAACAGCAACAAGAAGGGCAAGAAAAUUCUGCGGAGCGGGAGAGGAUAGGAAUCCCCACAGAGCCCGAGUCCGCAGAUAGCCAUGCCUAUCCCCCGGCGGUCGUGAUCUACAUGGUGGACCCCUUCACCUACACAGCAGAUGAGGAAUCUGCCUCGGCCAACUUCUGGCUCCUGAGCUUGAUGCGAUGCUACACAGAGAUGCUAGACAACUUGCCUGAGAACAUGAGGAAUUCUUUCAUUCUCCAGAUUGUGCCUUGCCAAUACAUGCUGCAGACCAUGAAGGACGAACAGGUCUUCUACAUUCAGCACUUGAAGUCUCUGGCAUUCUCUGUCUACUGCCAGUGCAGGCGGCCGCUGCCCACACAGAUCCACAUCAAGUCUCUGACUGGCUUCGGGCCAGCUGCCAGCAUCGAGAUGACUCUCAAGAACCCCGAGAGGCCCAGCCCCAUCCAGCUGUACUCACCUCCGUUUAUCCUGGCACCCAUCAAAGACAAGCAGACGGAGCUCGGGGAGACCUUUGGAGAAGCCAGCCAGAAGUACAACGUGCUCUUUGUGGGGUAUUGCCUGUCGCACGACCAGCGCUGGCUGCUGGCCUCCUGCACUGACCUGCACGGCGAGUUGCUGGAAACCUGCAUCGUCAACAUCGACUUGCCCAACAGGUCAAGGAGGUGCAAGGUAUCCGCCCGGAAAAUUGGCUUGCAGAAGCUGUGGGAAUGGUGCAUUGGGAUUGUCCAGAUGACAUCACUGCCCUGGAGAGUUGUGAUUGGACGCCUUGGGCGACUUGGCCAUGGGGAGUUGAAAGACUGGAGCAUCCUGCUCGGAGAGUGUUCGCUGCAGACAAUCAGCAAGCAGUUGAAGGAGGUGUGUCGGAUGUGUGGCAUCUCCUCGGCAGACUCUCCCUCCAUUCUCAGUGCCUGCUUGGUCGCCAUGGAGCCCCAGGGGUCCUUCGUGGUCAUGCCAGAUGCUGUCACCAUGGGGUCUGUGUUUGGCCGGAGCACUGCCCUGAAUCUGCAGUCGUCCCAGCUGAACACGCCGCAGGAUGCAUCCUGUACACACAUCUUGGUGUUUCCAACCUCUGCAACCAUCCAAGUCGCUCAGUCAAACUAUCCCAACGAGGAUGGAUUCAGCCCAAACAAUGAUGACAUGUUUGACCUACCUUUCCCGGAUGACAUGGACAAUGACAUUGGAAUUUUAAUCACUGGGAAUCUCCACUCAUCUCCGAACUCCUCCCCUGUCCCGUCCCCCGGCUCUCCUUCUGGGAUUGGAGUAGGACCGUCCUUCCAGCACAGUCGGAGUCAAGGAGAACGCCUCCUCUCCCGGGAGGCCCCUGAAGAGCUGAAGCAGCAGCCUCUCGCCCUGGGCUACUUCGUCUCCACUGCCAAAGCCGAGAACCUCCCUCAGUGGUUCUGGUCAUCUUGUCCGCAGGCGCAGAACCAGUGCCCCCUCUUUCUGAAGGCUUCACUGCAUCAUCACAUCUCCGUAGCACAGACCGAUGAGCUUCUCCCUGCCCGGAACUCCCAGAGGGUUCCCCAUCCCUUGGACUCUAAGACCACAUCAGAUGUUCUGAGGUUUGUUUUGGAACAGUACAACGCACUGUCCUGGCUCACGUGUAACCCUGCAACUCAGGAUCGCAGCUCCUGCCUUCCUGUCCACUUUGUGGUGCUCACACAGCUAUACAAUGCCAUCAUGAACAUCCUUUAAUAUCGAAGAAGCGCCCAGCUGAUCUUCCCCUUCAGCUUGAGAAACGUGCCAUGGCCUGCAGGAGUCGGGACUCUCCUCCUCUUCAGAUCAGCCUCUGAGGGCGCGAGCCGUGCUUCGUUUCCUCCACCGUAUCGGGAGGCUGCUUCGGUGUGAGGAGUGUUCCCUAGUGGAGCGUGUCAGCACUUCUGUCAAGAAUCUCGGACAGUGGAUGUAUUACAGCCUCAAGGCAGUGUUACUUUGGUGGCGGAACAUUAUGGAACAACGGACCACGGAGAAGACGGGGGCCUCUUUCUUUGUGCACUGAGCUCUUUGCUGAAGAGAGAUGGAGAAUAUCAAUCUUGGAAGCAAGAACGGUGUCACAACCAGUUUGGGGUGGCCCAAAGCUUAUUAUGUUGUUCCUUAAAAACCAUGAGAUGGGACUUACCCGCAAAGAGAAACCAAUUCUAGUAGUUUAUAAAUAGUGGAUUUUUCUGUCUACCUGGAAUUCCUGUCGGAGUGGAUUGGGAUGAAUGCAUGCAUUUGUUACCUGUCCAUGUAGAUAUGAAUGGUCUGGAGAUACUCUAAGUUUGUUCUUUUUUGUUUUAAUUUAUUUAUAGGGGCUGUUUUAAAUUAUAGAGGACCAGGUACAGUAGGUGAUCCAGCUCCGUUCCACUUGGAACUAUUUAUCGACAUACCUCCUGCUCUUCUGACCUAGAAACGGAACAAAAAUAACUGCAGAUCCAAAUAUCAGCUAGAGCAAGUUGGGAGUCACCAUUUUUUGGUGGACCCUUUGAGUUUUAAGGAAUUAUGUCUGUAGCGAGAUUUAAAGAAGUCUCAUGAUGGAUAACAGGAUGCAAGGUAGCCAAAACCAGUGGGAGAUGACAAACACUUUAGUGUCCGACAUUGAGUAAAUUGAGAGGGAGAAGUAUUGACUUCGAGGAGUUUCUGAUAGAUGGGAGAAUUAUUCCUGAAGCCCAAGUUGCCCUUCUGGUCCCCCUCCAGUGCAUUUUUUAAAAACAAAACCUCUUUUUUGUUUAUACAGUUUCAAGUUUGGUUUUUUUCUGCCUAGGAGGAAGAAAUAUUAUUUCAAAGAAAUAAUUUUUAAAAGUUAUAGCAGUAAAUUAGUACUUGAAAUUGAAACCACUGUGGUUGGGGGAAAAAAUGACUUGGUUUCGUUAAAAGGUUUGUUUAAAAAGAAAAGUUUAAAGCAAAUCGUAAUAUUUUGUAUGACUCCUGAAUUCUAGGAUUUGAGAGGGUUUAUAAUGUAAACUCCCCUUUCUAACCUUCAGCGUCCCACUGCGUGGCAGGUGUGGGCUGGGCUGUGAUGAGCAGCCCACUGGCCAUCCUCUGAGAAUACUCUACAAUUUUUGAAGUUCUUCCAAAAGUCUGUCUUGUUCUGGUUAAAAAAAAAAAUAAUUAAAAAAUUUCUAUGAAUUUAAAGAAAUAUUUUUCUUGAAAUGAUGUAACAUUUAAAAGCAAAUUUAUUAUUAAGAAAUUAAUCCCACACGUGAUGUGGAGUGAUGGAUCAGAGGAAGGCUCUGUAUAUGGACUGCUCUCUUCUCUGCUCCAGGGCGUUCGUUCUCCUGGAGAAACCGGUUUGCAGUGUACAGGAGGAAAAUCAGAUGUAUCAAAACCAUUUGUAUCUAAUGUAUACAGUGUAAAAUUGAUUUUAAGAAUAUUGCAGUACUAUUUUUUCUUAAUCAGAAAGGAAAAUUCUCAAGGCCUUUUGAAGAGCAUUAAAAGAUGAAGAUUGUAAACUUGUAUACAAAAAAAAUUAACUUGGCAAAGAAAAACUAUGUAAAGUAAUCUUUUACCACUUUGGGGUUGUUUGUUCCCAAGAUUCACCUGAACUUUGGAUUAUAGUUAGGUUGACUUUUUUUUUUUUAAUGGGCUGUUUUUAUCAAGGGGUUUUUUCUUCCCCCAAGAGAUCCAGUUCUAAUGCAAAAAUUAAAAUAACCCCCACCCCAAAAAUGAGGGGAGGGGUUGUGAGUAGUUUUCAUCUGGUGUUUUUAUUUAAUUUUUUUAAGUUAAGAGAAAACUGGUAACAUAUUUAUACAUUUUUGUGCAAAAUAAAUGAAUGGCAAUAGAUUUUAAAAGAAGAAAAAUCUUAUGUACUUCAGUGUGAAAAAUCUGUAUAAUAUUUCCCUUAAAUAUGCAUUAUUUUACUUGUGAGUUUUUUACUGAAUUAAUCUGAAAAAAUGUACAAGCCCUGGAUUUCCUACAGAGUGAAGAAGUUAUUUUAUUUUUUUUAAUUUCUAAUUUUGGAAAUCAUGCAGAAAUCAGAAUUAUUACAGUUUGAACAAAAGCCGGGCGGGGGGGGGCAGGGGGUGGUCCAGCAUGCUUGUAUGUAUAUUUCAGAACCUUUUUUUAAUGUAAAAGCUGUACAUUUCUUGGGGAGUUUGGAUUUUUUUUUCCUUGAGCAUUUUGCAGUGAGCCUCUUUUAUAUAUAGCCAACAAUUUGAAACAAACAGAAAAGAACUACGUGAAGUUCAUUUUAAAUCUUACAGUAUAUCGCUGGUACAAUACACUAAAAAAAAAGACUUUGAUAAAAAGAAACAAUAAUAAUAAAGACCUCCAUUUUAAAUGUCAUUCAUAUAUACCUUGUGGAUGAGAGCUAUAUACUUUUACACACUUUUUUAGAUGAAUAAAUUAUUGAAUUAUUGAAACUUG